Molecule: messenger RNA, 2463 nt
Organism: Cajanus cajan (pigeon pea)
Lineage: Eukaryota; Viridiplantae; Streptophyta; Magnoliopsida; Fabales; Fabaceae
Source: RefSeq, a predicted model, not a curated record
UGUGUUGUUUCGUUUUCUUUCCGUCCGAAACAAUGAGACGAUUGGCAACAGGCAACAGCAGCAGCGUGAGAGGAACGACACCGGCAAUCCAAUUACCUGCUUUUUCUCUCUCUUUCUUUUCCUAUAAUCUCGCCUUUUUCGCUUCCGUGUCUCAGCUUAGCGGCAACAAAACUUGACGGUGGACCAAAUUACCCUCCUUCUCCCCUUCAAAUCACCAAACCCUUCCCUUCCUUUUUCCACUCAGAUUCUCUCCACACCACAGUCAACUCAACGAUCCUCUCUCUCUCUCUCACUCUUCACGCCAUGCUCCCUUGAACCGUGAAACAAUGGAUUUGGUCGAAGGCGUCGGAGAGAGUUCCUCGCCGCCGCGCACCUUCAGCGGCUUCACCAACUACGACGUCAGGAGCGACGUAUACAACCGUUUGCUCGAAACCGGCCACGACCAAGCCGUUUCCAAUCCCGAGUUCCGCGAACAGUUGGAAGCUCACUUCAAUCGCUUGCCUCCGAGUUACGGUCUCGAUGUUAAUAUCGACAGAGCUGAAGACGUUCUGUUGCAUCAAACGCUUCUUGCUUUGGCAAGGGACCCUGACAAGCGUCCCGUCUACCAUAUACGCUUCCUCGAGAAUAUUUCAACUAGAGCAGACGAUGAAGAUCAACAAAUAUUAAGUACUCAUUAUAGCCUGGGGUUAUCUUCUCAUGCAACUAAUGGGGGAGCUGUAUCACCUGGUAAAAGUAAGGUGAGGGAUAUUGCUAAUGAGUUCGAGCCUUGCUCAAAGCUUGAGGACCUGAAUUUGGAUGUUAGAAAGAAAUCCAAGGAGACAGAGGGAGAAUUUCUCACUGACAGUUUUUUCCAGAGGAACGAACAUUCAAGUGUCCCAGUUCAUGAAAUAAUAUUUUCCUCUGUUGACAAGCCAAAGCUAUUAAGCCAGCUGUCCGCUUUGCUGUCUGAUAUUGGACUUAACAUUCGUGAAGCACAUGUUUUCUCCACAACUGAUGGCUAUUCGCUUGAUGUGUUUGUGGUGGAUGGAUGGCCAGUUGAGGAAACAGAUGAUUUGUAUGAUGCUAUGGAAAAAGCUGUAGCAAGAAGUGAGGGGUCGUGGUCUCGCUCUUCAAAUUCUCAUUCAGUUGUGGAGAAAGCCUUAGCAAUAGAAGGAAAAUCAAGAGAUUGGGAAAUAGACAGGCGGUUGCUAAAGUUGGGAGAAAAAAUAGCAUCUGGAUCCUCUGGAGAUUUGUAUCGUGGAGUUUAUCUCGGUGAAGAUGUUGCAGUUAAGGUUCUGAGAUCUGAGCAAUUGAAUGAUGCCUUAGAGGAUGAGUUUGCUCAAGAAGUAGCAAUUCUGAGGCAGGUGCAUCAUAAAAAUGUUGUUCGAUUCAUUGGUGCAUGUACAAAGUGUCCGCAUUUGUGCAUAGUAACAGUUUCUGUCUUUUGUGCAGAGUAUAUGCCUGGAGGAAGUCUGUAUGAUUAUGUGCACAAAAAUCAUAAUGUCUUGGAGCUGUCUCAAUUACUUAAAUUUGCAAUUGAUGUCUGCAAAGGUAUGGAGUAUUUGCAUGGAAACAACAUAAUUCACAGAGAUUUGAAGACGGCUAAUCUGCUGAUGGAUACACACAAAGUCGUUAAAGUCGCAGAUUUUGGAGUUGCUCGCUUCCUAAAUCAGGGGGGAGUGAUGACAGCAGAAACUGGAACAUAUAGAUGGAUGGCACCAGAGGUUAUAAACCAUCAGCCCUAUGAUCAGAAGGCGGAUGUAUUCAGUUUUUCCAUUGUACUGUGGGAAUUGGUGACCGCAAAGGUACCAUACGACACCAUGACUCCACUACAAGCUGCUUUGGGUGUGAGACAGGGACUGCGACCAGAACUACCAAAGCAUGGGCACCCUCAACUUUUAGAUUUGAUGCAAAGAUGUUGGGAAGCAAUUCCAAGCAACCGUCCAUCCUUUAAUGAGAUAACUGUUGAACUUGAAAAUCUUUUGCAAGGAAUGGAGAAUGAUUCAGAAGUGAAUGGUGUUUGACAUUUUCAGCAUAAACUAUAUUCCAGUUGUCUUGGGCGGUUGGGUUGAGCUGACCUUUUUUUCCUUCCCUCUUUGGCUAUUCAAAUAGCUGUAGAGUAUUUCCACGUUCCCUUGCGGCACCGAGGGAAAAAGGAGUUCAUAGAAGUUGUGACCAAUACGAAGUGAGAAAAUGUAAAGAGGCAUACUAAUGAUAUAGCUGGCUAUAAUUAAAAUGCGUUCCACGUGGCUAUUGAUGUGUUCUGGUAGCCCAAAACAAAUAGUUGACGUAAAAUCAAUGAAGUGUAUAGUGAGGGUAAUUCUGUUGAGCGUAAAUGUUUCUUUUCUUUUUUCAUUUUGGGGUGAGGGGGUUCAAGUAUUGAGCAUUGAUGUUUCAUACUGUAAAUGACAGGCAUGGGCCGAUGAGCCCAGGUAUCUAAACUAGUUUAAUGCAAUGUGUUAUUCACCUUUGUCAUAGUUUUCA